Molecule: messenger RNA, 3002 nt
Organism: Mobula hypostoma (lesser devil ray)
Lineage: Eukaryota; Metazoa; Chordata; Chondrichthyes; Myliobatiformes; Myliobatidae
Gene: calb2a
Product: calbindin 2a
Exons: 11
Coding region: 53-841 (262 amino acids)
Biological process (GO): regulation of long-term synaptic potentiation; regulation of presynaptic cytosolic calcium ion concentration
Cellular component (GO): dendrite; cytosol; synapse
Molecular function (GO): calcium ion binding
Source: RefSeq, a predicted model, not a curated record
GCGGACGCAGGUAGAAGGCAGUUAGUUCAAAGCGGGGUCCGGGCGCGACGGCAUGGCUCAGGAGCAGCUGCCGCCUUACCUCAACCUGGCCGAGCUCACCGCCUCCCAGUUCCUGGAAGUCUGGAAACAUUACGAUGCAGACGGGAACGGUUACAUCGAAGGCAAGGAGCUGGAGAAUUUCAUCAGGGAGCUACAGCGAGUGAGGAAAGGGGCGUGCGUGGAAAUACAGAUGAAGGAGUUUAUGGAAAAAUAUGACAAGAAUGCCGAUGGGAGGAUUGAGAUGGCUGAACUAGCCCAGAUACUUCCGACCGAAGAGAACUUUUUACUGUGCUUCCGACAGUGCGUGCGGUCCAGCGGAGAAUUCAUGGAGACGUGGAGGAAGUACGACGCAGACUGCAGCGGCUAUAUCGAAGCAAAUGAGCUAAAGAGCUUCCUGGGGGACCUGUUGAAGAAAGCCAACAGACACUAUGAUGACAAGAAGCUGCAGGAGUACACUCAGACAAUACUGAAGAUGUUUGACACAAAUGGCGAUGGGAAGCUGGGGCUCUCAGAGAUGGCACGUCUAUUACCUGUUCAGGAAAAUUUUUUGCUAAAGUUCCAGGGUAUGAAACUGAAUGCAGAAGAGUUCAAUGCAAUAUUCACAUUUUAUGACAGGGAUGGAAAUGGUUACAUUGACAGUCACGAGCUGGAUGCAUUACUGAAAGAUUUGUAUGAGAAAAAUAAGAAGGAGAUGGAUAUUAAGAAAAUGACUGCGUACAAGAAAAACAUCUUGUCUCUGUCGCAUGGUGGCAAACUAUAUCGGAGGGAGCUGGAGAUGAUACUGUGCACAGAACCUUUGUAGGAAGGGUCUCGUUGGCAAAGAAUGCACCAUCCACCCCACAGAACAAAACCCCAACACAUGUGCAGAGUGGUCUGAAAAGCACAGUUUCAUCCUGCAGAUUAAAAAUGCCAGAAGGGACAGUGUCAGGCGUCACCAUUCUUUUCUAUGUCGCUCCUUUCCCCCAGCAUCUUAAAGCAACAAAUGGUAUAGUUAUAUACAUACAUACAUAAACAUAUAUACUGUAAGAGAGAGAAGCACAUUGUGUUUGGUAAAUGCUUUUGUUUGCUAAAAGUAUGCCUGAGAUUUAAAGCAGAAGAUCAGUUAAGCAAGAGGCAAUUAAUUUUUGUUUACUCUGUUUCAUUCACAUUCAAUAUCUUGUCCUGGCUCUGAAAUUUACAUAGCCCACAGACUGAAGGGUGUGUGGCGCGCGGCCAAGUGGUUAGGGCGUUGGACCAGCGAACUGAGGGUCGUGGGUUCGAGCCUCGGCCGAGGCAGCGUGUGUGCCCUUAAGCAAGGCACUUAAUAGACUGAGGGGUGGAACUUUGUCAAAUGCUGGUUGAAGUGUUGUGUAGAAGAGGUGUAAAGACUUUGGAGAGUACAAGGAAGAGAUUACUAAUGUGAGGAACUGUAGUUUUGUGGAUGGAUUGGAGGGGCUGGGAUUGUGAGGAGAUCUAACAGAGGCAUUCAGUACAGAUAUAGAUAGAGAAUUGUUCUCAUUAGUGGGGUUGGGGGUAACAAGUGUGAUACUGGUGAUAGUAACUUUUUAUAGUGAGAGGUCAGUUGUGGAAUUCACAGCUGGGGUAGUUACAGCAUACAGGUGAAAGGGGAAACUGCAAGACAGGGAACAGAGAGAGGAAUGGGACCACUUGGAUUGUUCCAACAUACAGCCAGUAACGACUCGGGGUCAAAUGGCCUUCCAUGAAAUUGUGUGCUUCUGUAGUUUACAGCUCAACGUUCACCUUCAUAGGGGUUUCCUCCCUAGACUGAAUACCCCACUUGUCUCCAUUCUUGGAGUCUGUUUUAUUUCACAUCACUCUUGACACUUCCUCCAGGGCCUGAGCUGCUGAGCAUCCAGAGCUGGACACAUUAUUCGUGUCUGGGUUCUAGACAAGGCAUGGUAUGGUUUUACUUCAUCAGAACUUCCAUUGUUUUUGUGAGGACUAUCCAUCACGUCUUUCUGGAAGGCGAGCAUUAUCCACAGGGGAAGCUGAUGUAACAUUGACACCUGCAGUCAGUACUGGUCACAUCAUGGAGAAUUCUUUCUCCCAUGCCACCACGACCAAAUGACGGUUCCAUUCCUGUUUUUUAUGUCCACCACGUCAGCAGAUUAGUCCUGAGGAAAGAACAUGGCUAGGUUUGAAUCUGGAGUGUGGGGCGUACCUGUAGUCCAGGGUCAGGAACACGUCUAAAACUCACUGGGCUCUGUUUCCAUACUCCCUUUACACUCACCGGUUUCAUUGAGGAAAUGAUUACGUGUGUAACAAGUGAACUACAAGCGUUUGGUGCAUUAGGUGGAGUGCAGAAGAUCUGCUGGUCCAACACCAGAGUACUAGGUGUGUGAGAUCAUCAAACGCUUAAAGUACUCGGUUUGCACAGGGACUUUAAAAGGAUUUCAGCAAAAUAAACAGAAGAGGCCUUUGCUUGUGGUUGCUCCCCGAUCAAACCCAAGAAAAACUGUUUUUCUUUGAUUUCCAGUAAAAGCAGUGUGAUGCUGCCUCACAGAAUCAAUAUUCUACCAACCCUCUGGCUUUUGGUUGGGAGCCAGACCAUCUCACCAUACAUCAGUGAAAAACCAGUGCUUCUAUGUGAGGGAGGGAGGUCACAAUUAGUCAUCCGGAUAAUAACCCAGUUGCCUGAUAACUGACCUUCUGCUGACGAUUAAGAUGUUUUAUUUGCUUUGUAAAUGAACAGGUUUUAGUUUUUACACUGCCUUUUCCUGUUUUAUACACAGUUGUGUAAAGCUAAGCCUCAUGUUUAGAUGUGCCGACUGCAAUGAUUGUCAUCCCUUUCCCAACGAGUUCCAACCUUCCUUUCUUAUUCCAUGACUACAAAGCUAAGUUGCUCCAAGAAUCUUUGCACUAAACAAUAUGUUCUGUUUCUGUGUUUCUUUCUAUAUAUGUUGAAAUUCAAUUUGAAAUAUUGCCGUGAGGCAAAAAAUUCAAAAUAAACAUAGUGGCAAUGA